Messenger RNA from Vanessa tameamea, 885 nucleotides. RefSeq lists its product as uncharacterized. The record is from RefSeq and is a predicted model, not a curated record. Lineage: Eukaryota; Metazoa; Arthropoda; Insecta; Lepidoptera; Nymphalidae. Bases 165 to 812 code for a protein of 215 amino acids. The transcript is spliced from 5 exons.
UUUAUUCGCACUCCGCUCCGCACUAUUUCUGUAAAUGCAGCGUAAAAUGGCGCUAAGUCGUGAACGUUAUGGCAAAAUAAAGUCAGUCGCAUAUUGGCUUUAAUCAGUGUUACCAGUUCUGUUCGAAAUUUAAAAUUUAAUUUAUAGUUUACAAUCUUUUGAAAAUGUUUAAAGCCAUUCUAAGUGUUACUUUCCUUUUCCUCUUGACAUUUGCCUCCAGCGAGGAAAAAGGAAAUCGUCAAAUGAGAUUUUUAUCGUUUAAUGCGGAAAAUGAAGAUGUUGAAGUUGGCCUGGAUUUUUCAAUACCUUUUAUUAAAAUACCACUCAAAAAAACAUUUAACGCUGUAGCUGAAUUUGGCAUUCCCGGUUUUAGUUUAUCGAAAAUUAAUAUAAAUCCAAUCGCACUUGUGCUUGGGGGUAUUAUUAUUAUUUUUAUAAGUUUCGUCGCACCUUUUGUCAACAAAGUCUCUGAUUGGCACCACUUGGAGCGAUCCUCACGAAAUGAUGACGAUAUAAAUGAUUUCCAUACAUUUUUUAUAACGGACCAGCUGGUUGCUCAUAGCCGAGCUUGUCCUGAACGAGUCGCUUGCUGGGCGGGCAGAAGAAAUAAAAACACUGGAAAUAUGAAGACUUGGAAACAUAUAAUGAGUAACAAAUUGUUAUCGACGAUGGUCAAUACUACAGCCCUUCAAGAAGCUACUCUGAGAGGAAUUAAAGGGCAGGAUUGUGAUUCCUAUAGCCCUUGUCCGAUAGAUGAAAAAUCUUUGCCAAAAUUGAUGAAAAACUUUGCAGUUUUAACAAAUUCGAGAUAAUUUUCCAACGCACUUUGUAAUCAUUCUCUUUAAGAUUGUCAUUCGUACUGUUGAUCCAAACAUAGACAUUAUA